Molecule: messenger RNA, 930 nt
Organism: Saccostrea cuccullata (small rock oyster)
Lineage: Eukaryota; Metazoa; Mollusca; Bivalvia; Ostreida; Ostreidae
Product: dynein heavy chain-like protein 1
Exons: 5
Coding region: 187-930 (247 amino acids)
Biological process (GO): microtubule-based movement
Cellular component (GO): dynein complex
Molecular function (GO): dynein light intermediate chain binding; dynein intermediate chain binding; minus-end-directed microtubule motor activity
Source: RefSeq, a predicted model, not a curated record
AGCAAAUUAAGUACUAUCAAAAUUAGAAUCAAAUGUAUAGGACAUGAAUACAGCAAACAUAAUUUGAAAUUGUUUAAUUUUUUUUAACUAAGUAAAAUGAAACCCUUUAAUAAUAUCAGUAUAAGAUAUGUAUAUAUUAUAAAACUAACACCAUGACCACAGUAUCAUGUCUUGUAUAUUUAUACUAUGUAUCUCACACAGGUAAAGGAGGACAGAACCCCCACACCGGAGCCCGAGCCCGACUACACCGAGGCGGAUCUUCCGAGCCUCCAGGACACGGUGAACAGCCUCCAGCAGCAGUUUGACCAAUCAGUGGUGGAGAAACACUCCCUAGAGAUGGAGCUGCAGUCAAUGAAUGAACGACUCAAGGCCGCCACAGAAAUGGUCGAUAGCCUGAAGCCCCAGGAAGCGUCGUGGAGGAAGCAUGUGAAGGAGAACGAUUGUAACGAGUUAAUGUUGGCUAAUUGUCUGUCAGCUGCGGCGUUCCUGGCCUACUGUGGUCCCGCUAAUAUAGACGUCAGGAAUAGAAUGGGAGAGUUCUUUAUGCAAGUGUGUGAAUUCCAUGGUCUGCCCAUGCCUCGGAAUAAGCUGUUCAGAAAUAUGGAGCUGAUCGACUUUCUGUACAAACCAGCAAACGAGCUUCACAGCAGUACGCACUGUGAAAUUCUUUCAAUAAUUAAAACCCUUUCAGGAAAGGUCAAGACCUUUACCACAUCUCUCUUUGAAGAGGAUUGCUUAAUGGACGUUUUAGAUUUAUUGGUUACGCAGGAGGAGAUGGAUAGUCUAGACAGCGACAUCCGACCGGCGUGGAAGGAAGGGGGAAUGAUCUGCCCGGCAUACCAUUGUGAAGUCUGGCUGAACACCGACAAAUCCUGGGACACUGCCAGGAGAUCCAUGAAGCUUCUAUUGAAAUCUUCCACUGUGGAGUAG